GCCUUAAGAACUAUCCUGGCCUCACAGGCUGAAAGACAAGGCAGGAUGGGUAGAAGAUGGGUUGGGGAGGGACCAGCCCUGGCUCCGCCCCUCCUACUUUAGAGCCAUGGAGAGCCCCGGUCCUGGUGGGCCACCCCUGGUGCAAGCGCCCUACACUGUUCUGCUGCUACCACUGGGGACAAGCCACCAAGACCCAGGAGCCCAGAACUUCUUUCUCUGGCUGCAGAUGAUGCAGGCGCUGGAGAGGGAACAAGAUGCUCUGUGGCAGGGCCUGGAGCUGCUGGAGCACGGCCAGGCCUGGUUCACAGACCGGCUGAGGGAGACACAGCAACGGCAGCUGCAGCUGGGGGCCCUUGGCGAGGGCUUUCUGAUGGGCUCGCGCUCAGAGUCCGACGCCCCUCAGCUAACCCAGAUUCAAAAGGUGAAUGCUUGUUUACACAGUCUGAUUCACAAGGAGUUGUCAAAGCAGCGGAAGGGAGAGGUGGUCAGCCAGGCUCCCCCAGGGCCAAAGGGGCCUACUCUUGUGUAGACUGUAGACCCUCCCCUCCCUGCACUGGUGAGUAAGGGGUGGGGUUGGAGUCAGAACCCCCUGCCCCUCGCCACCCCGAUUUCAUCUUAAUUCAGCAGCCAAGGGCUCCAGGCUGAGACAUUCAGACAGCUUGGUAUAAAGUGUCCACAGCAUCUUCUCCAUGUCCCUUUCCCUCGCUCUCCCCUACAUCCUGCACAACCAUCUUUCCCCAGUGUAUCCGGUGAGAGGUGCGAUCACGGAGACUCGCCUUCAGCUUGAAGCAAAACUAAGCUAAAAUUUAGAGUGCAAACUGCACCGUCUGGUGCCCCGUGUCCCGUGUGCUGCUCUGUGCCCCGUGUCCUGCUCUGCUUCUGGAAUAAAUGGCAGCUUUCUU
Molecule: messenger RNA, 902 nt
Organism: Mus pahari (shrew mouse)
Lineage: Eukaryota; Metazoa; Chordata; Mammalia; Rodentia; Muridae
Gene: Sapcd1
Product: suppressor APC domain containing 1
Exons: 4
Coding region: 107-529 (140 amino acids)
Source: RefSeq, a predicted model, not a curated record